Molecule: messenger RNA, 909 nt
Organism: Helobdella robusta
Lineage: Eukaryota; Metazoa; Annelida; Clitellata; Rhynchobdellida; Glossiphoniidae
Exons: 4
Coding region: 1-909 (302 amino acids)
Source: RefSeq, a predicted model, not a curated record
AUGUUUUUUAAAACUUUUAACUCUGGCUCAGUCACGACCCACUUCGUGAUCUUAUCUCUUUCCUUCGCCAUCAACGUCAACAAAGCAACAUCAGGAAAUGUCACUUGGCCAACAGAUUCAAUUCCACAGCGUUAUGAAGAGACGCGAAUUUCCGACUCACCCAACAACACAACCUACCCACCAAGCGAUGUGGAAUGGAGCAAGCCAGUCAUUCAACGUUGCCUUCGCACGGCAUGCUUUUUCUCGUAUGGAUCGAGCAGACUGACUUCCAAACUGGAAGAAGCCAGGCAGGCCUGCAGUCUGAUGAAACCGGGCAGUUCGCUGCUGCAACUGUCUGACUCUUUUUUAAACACUGACUACAGAGCUUUCCACAAGGCCGAAUUAUUGGCUGGACGUUCCAUAUUGAAUGCAGACUGGACAGAACAAAAUGGAUACAUCUGGGCCACUACAAGAACGAUAAUCCCAGGAAUUCCAAAAGCGAAAAGCAACUGCCCACUGUAUGCAACUGAUCAGGGCAUCGGGCAAACAUCAUCGUGUGCCAGUCCGUCAUACAUCGUCAGAGACGAGAAGAUCGUCAUCAAGAAAACCAACAACGACGAAAACGAGAUGGACAACAACAGUCGGAUCAACGACAGCAACAAUGAAACGAACCGCCGAACCAGUAACUACAUCAAAACUUGCGUCCAAGCCACCAGCAGCAGCAACAACAACAACAAAACUCACGCAUACAAGCAAACAAACAAGCACACAAGCUACCACAAAACCAAUCAGGUCGGAACCGUCUACGUGAAACCGGCACCUCAAACCGACAAUCUGCACAUGCACUUCAGUGGUACAUCCCUGAAAAAUAACAAGUACAUCACUAAUCAUCCGUUCUACGGCGAACAGUCUUAUUCCGUCAAAAGAUGA